Messenger RNA from Hevea brasiliensis (rubber tree), 733 nucleotides. Its product is annotated as CASP-like protein 1C1. Bases 145 to 636 code for a protein of 163 amino acids. NCBI's taxonomy places the organism in Eukaryota, Viridiplantae, Streptophyta, Magnoliopsida, Malpighiales, Euphorbiaceae. The transcript is spliced from 3 exons. The record is from RefSeq and is a predicted model, not a curated record.
UUUCAACUAACAAGCCACAAAAUAGAGCGUACAUAAGCUCACCACCAUUCAUCUGCCUUCACAACCACCCGCCCUCCACAAUCUCUCAUCACCAACUCGGCUACAGAUAACCUUUUCAAUUUUCUUUAGCGCUCUUCAAUUUCCAUGGCCAAAAUCAAGCGAAUCUGUACUUUUCUGCUCAGGCUCAUUGCCUUUGGAACUACACUAGCAGCAGCAAUUGUUAUGGCUACUAGCCAUGAGACCACUUCUUUAUUUGCUGUGUCAUUUGAAGCUAAGUACACUUACACCCCUGCCUUCAAGUACUUCGUGAUUGCAAAUGCAAUUGCCAGCGUCUAUGGGUUUUUGGUCCUCUUUCUUCCUUCAGAUAGCCUUCUCUGGCGAUUAGUCGUUGCCAUGGAUGCGGUAUUGGCAAUGUUGUUGACUUCAAGCAUUUCAGCGGCCUUGGCGAUUGCUCAAGUGGGGAAGAAAGGGAAUUCUCAUGCAGGUUGGUUACCAAUCUGUGGGCAAGUUUCCAAGUACUGUAACCAAGUGACGGGAGCAUUAGCUGCUGGAUUCGUUGGAAUCAUAACCUAUGCAAUUCUCCUUCUCUAUGCUGUUCACACUGUCCUUAAUCCUCUUCUUGUUCAAAAAACCUAGACAAUUAAGCUCGUCAAUAAGCUCUCUCCAGGCUUCUUAUGAUCUUGGAUUACUACUACUAAUGUCAUUUUUUUGUGUUAAUAAAAUCUGUUCUACA